Messenger RNA from Gordionus sp. m RMFG-2023, 1745 nucleotides. RefSeq names its product protein disulfide-isomerase A4-like. Lineage: Eukaryota; Metazoa; Nematomorpha; Gordioida; Chordodea; Parachordodidae. The transcript is spliced from 12 exons. The coding region runs from base 150 to 1652 and encodes 500 amino acids. Gene Ontology annotation, biological process: response to endoplasmic reticulum stress; protein folding. The record is from RefSeq and is a predicted model, not a curated record. Gene Ontology annotation, molecular function: protein disulfide isomerase activity. Gene Ontology annotation, cellular component: endoplasmic reticulum; cell surface.
UUCAAAGUUUUGAAAUCAAUGGCUAUCCAACUUUAAAAUUUAGGAAGAAAGAAUUUCUUGAAAGUCAGGAAGAGGGUAAAAAUGAUCCCUUAGAUGUGGUUUGGCACAAUUAUGAAGGAGCAAGGACUUCAUCAGAUAUAAUUUCAUAUAUGAGUAAUGUAUUACAGCCUGAUUGGAAACCAGAAGCAAAUCCUGUAUUAAUAUUGACAGAUGAAAACUUUGAUUCAUUUGUUCCAAAAUACAAAUUGAUUCUCAUUGAAUUUUAUGCCCCUUGGUGUGGUCAUUGCAAGGCCCUCGAACCGCAUUAUAAAUCAGCUGCUAAGGAAUUAAACCAAAUAUCUGAUUUGGAUGAACAUGAUUUUAUUAAACUGGCUAAAAUCGAUGCAACCCAGAAUAAAAAUAUAACCUCGAAAUAUGAAGUUAAAGGUUAUCCCACUCUGAAAAUAUUUAGGCGUGGAGUAGCUUAUGAAUACAAUGGGCCUCGCGAUAGUUCAGAAAAUAUCGUAAAAUACAUGCUGAAUCAAAUGGGCGAUGGCAGCAAAGAAUUCGAAAACUUGAAACAAAUGAGAAAUAUUAUGGCACCAGAAGAGGUCACUUUCAUUGGCUUUUUCGAAUCUAGGGAGGAUGCUAAAUAUCAUGUCUAUCUUGAUGCAUGUAGCUCCUUGCGGGAUGAUUUUACUUUUUUGCACACCUUCAAUCAAGAGGUUAUGAUGAGUACGCGCGUGCCCAAUAAUACUAUCCUAUUGCUGCAACCCGAAAAAUUUCAAUCGAAAUACGAGAGCUUAAGAUUCGUUUUCCCCGAGGAUGAUGAAGUUACCUCUCAAACUUUAAAAUCAUUCGGCGAAAAAUGGAGGCGACCAUUGGUGGGUCAAAUGACGAAAGCUAAUCGACAAUUCUUAUUUCUAACGCUACCUCUAUGCGUCGUUUUUUACGGCAUCGAUUGGAGUUUCGAUCAUAUCCAAAAUACUCAAUAUUGGAGGGCCAAAGUGUUAGAGGUAGCCAAGGAUUUUCACCCACGGAUAACUUUUGCCAUCGCUGACGAAACGGAAUUCCAGGACGAAUUAAAGAAAUUGCAACUUGACGAGAGUGGCGAGGAAGUGAACGCCGGGUGCUAUACACAGUCCAAGCGAUUCAGAAUGGAUCCGGAGGAAUUCGAGGUCGACAACUAUCGCUCAUUCAUAAAGGAAUUUCAAGAUGAUAAUCUCAAACCUAUUGUAUGGUCUCAACCUGCACCCGCAGUUACUGCCAAUGCCCAAGCUAAUGUUAAGACGUUGGUGGCUCAUAAUUUGCCUAAUGUCUUUACGGAUACGGGGAAUAGGGAAAAAUUAAUUUUGAUCGAAUUCUACGCACCUUGGUGUGGCCACUGCAAGAAAUUGGAACCCAUAUACAAUAAGUUGGGUAAGAAAUAUUUGGAAGAAAACAGAAUAAUUAUCGCGAAAAUAGACGCUACGGCUAAUGACAUCGAUAAGGACAUCAUUCAGAUUACCGGCUUCCCUACUCUCGUACUCUUUAAACCGCCACAUAUAAAUAAAGUUCCGGUUAUAUACCAAGGCAAAAGGGAGUUCGAUUCAUUAGUGGAAUUUGUAGAAGCUCAUUUGGUCAAUUUAACAACAUCAAUAGACGAACCUAAAAUGGAAAGAAUCGAACUUUAAAUACAUAUUGAUAAUAAAUUAAAAUUUGAAUGAAUUCAUAUUUUUAAAAUGUUUUUUUGAAUUCUUCUCAAACAUAAUGCACUCAUUUAUCUA